GGCACACAAGAGGAAAGGUUGGGACUAUUCCGUUUCCAGUUUAGUCUUAGGAAGACGGAAGAUCUGUAUAGUGGAGCAACAUGAACACGUUCACCCACCAGACACAGCAGCUGUUUUUAGAUGGAUGCCCAACACUCUGACUUGACUGUCGCAGUUCACUUGCUUGUCAGUAAAGGUGAUUUCACGGCAUUCCACCAAGCAAUUGACCGACUACUGCAAGGCCUUAAUGUAGAGACACCCCUCUUCCUGAUUUCGGAACAAGGUGCUCCAGUACCAAGAUAUGAGUGUCGGAAGAGGAAGUUUGAAUUUCCAGGUAUCUCAGUGACACUUUUCCUCCGUGAAGAUCUGGGUGAAGAAAGGAUCUCUCUUCUGCAUAGCUUCUUCCAGCUACCACCUUGGGAUCAUGUCAAUACCGAGCUUAACUUGGGACAAUUUUGCACAUUCAGUCAAAAUAGUGAUGAGUUUUACUGUCUGGAUGUGCAUACGCCAGUUUGGGGAAUCAGACGGGUACACUAUGGGACAGAAAUUCUGAGAGUUACCUUGUACUGUAGCUGUGACAACUAUGAGGAUGCAGUACGGCUUUAUGAAACCAUUCUGGGCAUGGAGGCAACCAGCCAGAAGUUUGGAUUCUGCUUCUUUGUUUUACAUUCUACGAAGCAUAUAUCCAUCCAGCUCUCACUAAAGCAGCUGCCCCCUGGGGUGUCUGUACAAGUGAAAGAUGCCUGUGCUCUGCAGUUUACUAUACAAGCAAUAGGACAACUUGUUCCUUUGUUGCCCUACCCCUGUGUGCCAAUCAGUGACACUCGAUGGCAAACCCAAGAUUAUGAUGGCAAUAGAAUCUUACUCUUGGUCGCUGAUAGCAGCUGGGUGGCACCAGAUGAUGGAACACUUACAUUUCAGCCUCAAUCAAAUCCUUUCACCGCUCAGAUAUUAUCAUUGGCUAAACCAACCAAAUCCACACAGGAAGAGAAGCAAACUGGACUUGCAGAAGUGAAAUGCCUAAAAACUUUUCAAGCACCUUGCACAGCAUUCACUCUCAAAGAAAAAUGCCACAUAUUCAACAGAGUCUGUAGACCCAGUCUACAAUCUGAUGAGACAGAGACCAAUGUAGAUACUGGACACGAAGUUCAAAAUCUGAGACAUCAUCCAUUUUCUGUUUACAGACUGUCCAGGGAUCCACAGAAAAAUCCAGUUUGUGAACACAAUCAAUGUUUUCUUGCAGCUUUCAAAGAUGCAAAACAUUUAGCCUCAACAGAAGGGAACUCCAAACUCCCUCCGGCUGUCAAGCAGAACAAAGGAGUUCACAUCAGCAUCAAGAUACCUCACUCGGGGAGAUCUCAUGGAUACCAUAGCAAUGGCAACCAGCUUAGAGAGGAAUUUUUUAUUUGAUAUUAGCUAGUGGCCUUAUCCUCCUUACACUGCAGGAGUGGAAUCCAUAAACACUAC
Messenger RNA from Nanorana parkeri, 1446 nucleotides. RefSeq names its product family with sequence similarity 124 member B (gene FAM124B). Gene Ontology annotation, cellular component: nucleoplasm. The record is from RefSeq and is a predicted model, not a curated record. The transcript is spliced from 3 exons. Lineage: Eukaryota; Metazoa; Chordata; Amphibia; Anura; Dicroglossidae. The coding region runs from base 121 to 1389 and encodes 422 amino acids.